AUUUUAUUCAAAAGUCGAUUUUAAUUUAAUUUCCUUACAUUAUUAUCAUUAUUAUAUAACAUAAUAUUUCUUAUCAUGAAAAUUAUCUGCAAGUAUAAGUAAUGAGGCGUUAUAAAAGGGCGGCGUGGCUGUCAGCUAGUGACAGAAGUCCUGCGAAUUUGAUGACAUCAGACUGUCACUUCAAAGACGGACAAUGAGAAAUAGUUUAAUGUUGCUACUUCUCCUGACGGCCCUUGGUUUUAGCCAAGCUGCAUCUCCUGGGGUGGACAAUUCGCCUCCCCAAAUACAUCACGGAGCAAACUACCCUCCAGAUCAUGACGAGAAAGUCAUUCACGAACGGAUUCGAAAUUGGAAUCCAAACCACGGCUCAAACAUUUGGGAGUUGAGCGGAUUAAAAGAGGGCGACAUCAUGGAGCCGAAACGGAAUAAGGGCAAGAAUGUGGUCAAGUCGAGGAAAAUCAACUGGCCGAACGGAAUUAUUCCUUUCUCUCUCCAACCGGGAAUGAACCAGGGGGAGAAAAAGGCCGUUCAAAGAGGGAUGGACCUGGUAUCCAAAAAUUCUUGCAUAAAAUUUCGACCUUGGCGCUCUUCGGAUAAGGACUUUGUGCACAUCAUGUACAAUAUGACCGGCUGCUGGGGCUACGUGGGGCGGCAGGGCGGAGGUCAAGUCAUCAGUUUGCAGCGACACGCCUGUUUCAUUCCAGGAACGGUUGCCCACGAACUCUUGCACGCCACCGGUUUCCAUCACGAACAAAGCGCCCCAAACAGAGACGAUUUCGUCUUUAUCAAUUACACCAAUAUUGAAAAAAACAAAAAGCACCAGUUUGUCAAAUACAACACUUCCUAUGUGACGGAUUAUGGAGUUGGAUACGAUUAUGACAGUUUGAUGCACUACAGCAGAAAGGCCUUUUCCAAAAACGGAGAAGACACCAUCAUCCCUUAUCAACCGGGAGUGGAGAUUGGACAGAAGAGCCACGUCUCGGAAAAAGACUACGAGAAAUUGAACUUCAAGUACUGCAACGCAACCGUGGCCGAGAUGGAAAACGCAGAUUUGACUACCGCCUCAAGCAGACCAACGGCCGGACCGCGCCCGGGCACGGUAGUAAAACCGGACAGCAGACCACCUAGCAACAACAACAAUAGGCCGAGCGGAGGAAACAGGCCUGGUGGCUCAGGAGGAAGUCGACCACCGGGAAAUAACAGCGGAGGCAGCAACAGACCUAGUGGAGCGUAUCCAGGUGGCAGGCCGCCCAACAGAAGACCAAACCAAUAAUUAUGCAGAAAUACCAUGAAUCAUUUUGAAAAAAUGUGACACAUUUUUGAAAAACAUGAAACGAGAGAUAAAAAUUAAAAAUAAAAGUUGA
This is a messenger RNA of Neocloeon triangulifer, 1364 nucleotides long. Its product is annotated as hatching enzyme 1.2-like. Bases 194 to 1273 code for a protein of 359 amino acids. Lineage: Eukaryota; Metazoa; Arthropoda; Insecta; Ephemeroptera; Baetidae. Gene Ontology annotation, molecular function: metalloendopeptidase activity; zinc ion binding. Gene Ontology annotation, biological process: proteolysis. The transcript has 6 exons. The record is from RefSeq and is a predicted model, not a curated record.